Protobothrops mucrosquamatus (brown spotted pit viper) is the source of this 1569-nucleotide messenger RNA. RefSeq names its product tubulointerstitial nephritis antigen like 1 (gene TINAGL1). The annotation marks the transcript as partial. The transcript is spliced from 9 exons. Gene Ontology annotation, molecular function: cysteine-type peptidase activity. Gene Ontology annotation, biological process: proteolysis. Lineage: Eukaryota; Metazoa; Chordata; Lepidosauria; Squamata; Viperidae. Gene Ontology annotation, cellular component: lysosome. The record is from RefSeq and is a predicted model, not a curated record.
UACUUGCAACGGACACGGCAAAUGGGAGUGUGAAAGCCACGUCUGUCUUAUCAACGGGGAUAUGAUCGAUGCCGUCAACAGAGGGGAUUAUGGCUGGAGAGCUUCCAACUACAGCCAGUUCUGGGGGAUGUCACUGGAAGAAGGGAUUCGGUACCGUCUCGGCACCAUCAAGCCUCCCACAUCUGUGAUGAAUAUGAAUGAACUUCAAAUCAACAUGGCCACCAACGAAGUGCUGCCUGCCCAUUUCAAUGCUGCCGACAAGUGGUCUGGAAUGAUCCAUGAGCCGCUCGAUCAAGGCAACUGUGCGGGAUCCUGGGCCUUUUCCACAGCAGCGGUGGCCUCUGACCGGAUCUCUAUCCAUUCCAUGGGACACAUGAGACCUGCCUUGUCCCCCCAGAACCUGUUGUCUUGCAACACUCGGCACCAACAAGGCUGCAAUGGAGGCCGUGUGGACGGAGCCUGGUGGUUCCUGCGCAGGAAGGGGGUGGUGACUGAGGAAUGCUACCCGUUCACCAGCCAGGAGAGCUCCUUCACCAGCCCACCUUGCAUGAUGCACACCCGCUCCGCUGGCCGGGGAAAGAGACAAGCCACAGCACGUUGCCCCAACUCACAGACGGACUCCAAUGAUAUUUACCAAUCCACGCCUGCAUAUCGUCUCUCCUCAAAUGAGAAGGAGAUCAUGAAGGAGUUAAUGGAAAAUGGACCUCUGCAAGCCAUCAUGGAAGUGCAUGAAGACUUCUUUGUGUAUCAGAGUGGGAUUUACCAGCAUACUCCUGUAGCAGCUGGGAAGCCAGAACAGUACCGACGACAUGGUACCCAUUCCGUCAAAAUUACUGGAUGGGGAGAAGAACGGAAGCUGGAUGGGUCAAAUCGGAAAUAUUGGAUUGCAGCCAACUCCUGGGGCAAGGCAUGGGGUGAGCACGGCUACUUCCGCAUUGCCAGAGGGACCAAUGAGUGCGAGAUUGAAUCCUUCGUGGUGGGUGUCUGGGGCCGGGUUGGAAUGGAAGAUAUGCACCACCACAAGAAAUGAGGAGAUUGGAUCCUUCAGCCUUGCAUUAUGAUACCAAGAAGAACUUCUUUCCUUCUGUUGGCCCUAUGUUUUCUUCUCCUCCUCAAAGCAUCUGGUAUCUAGAACAGUCACAGAACGUAACGACUAUGGGUUUGGCCUCCAAAGACAGCAGCCUUUGUCUUUGUUCUGGGGAAGCCUAGAACCAUCAUGUGGAUUUUGGACCCAGAAAAUCCUUCCUCAGAUGGUGGGGGGAAAACCCAGAGAACUUCUGAAAUGACUACCAAAAUGCCUACAGUUUCUUGAAAGGGACCAAGAGAAGACACCCAAUUUUGUUCUGCAUGGCUCAGAUGCUCACAACCAGAGUGAUCCUGGAGAUAUCAGAAGCAAACCUUGCCAGGAUUCUCUACCAAGGAUGGAAAGUUGAUCUGAAGUAACUUUCUGACUGGGAGACCAACCAACAUUUUUGGUUGUUUUUUUUUAGUGCUUUCUGUGAUUCCACUUGACAGAACUUUCUUGGAAGUGAUGCCAUCUCUGGUCUGACCUUCCCCAGAGGCAACCAU